AUGUUGUCUUUCUUUUUAUCGUUCUUCUUGCCCACUGUUUCCGCGGGUCCCAUCUCCCAUCGCUCCGCCGAUGUGGACUUUUAUAAUCCACUCUUGAGUGGUGGCUCAAUGCUUGACAAUUCUGCAGGACUUGGUGAGCCUCUCAAUGUCAUUAUAUCCGCCAAGAGCACGCCCUCCGUCCUGGACAUUAAUUCUCCCCUGGGUGCUAUCAACUAUUUCCGCGCCCUUGGCUUCUCAAUUGAAUGCUUCGGCCAACAUCUUGGAACACCACAGUCCGCCAACUUGGGUGAUGGUCGAGGAGAUGUCAACGAAACGGCUGUCAUCCGGCAGGAUUUCGAUAUCCCCAUCCUUGGUACAUGCAUAGAGAGUUUAACCGGUGGAAAUCAUUUCCGUGUUUUCCCUCAAACUGGCCCGGAUGCAGAUAGUGGCGCGCUGUUCCUCGCUGUCUCCAAAGAGGAGGACCUGAGUGAAAGUCAUAACAUCGUUCCCGAUGGAUACGACAUCGGCCGUGAUGAACUCGUUGCCGCUGCUGCUGGAGAACCCAGUUACUUGGGCCAGAAGUACGUGACGGAAGUGACCAACCUUACCGGACUGUUGCAGGCUGGAUCGGAAGGCAUUAAUCACGGUAUUGCUAUUGACGGCGUUGUCAAGAUGUUGACUGUAACAGCCACUAUCGACUUGACCUUCUUUGAAUGA
Messenger RNA from Guyanagaster necrorhizus, 696 nucleotides. RefSeq lists its product as uncharacterized. Lineage: Eukaryota; Fungi; Basidiomycota; Agaricomycetes; Agaricales; Physalacriaceae. The record is from RefSeq and is a predicted model, not a curated record. The transcript is spliced from 9 exons. Bases 1 to 696 code for a protein of 231 amino acids.